GGAGACCACGCAACGAGAUCGCUUCGAUGCGUUUCCUACCAUUUAAUUUCCCAUCGGAGUAUCGGAGAACUCGCACUCGCUCUCGGCCCGCGUACCGCGUACGAUCGUCCAUCGAAUCGAUCGGAAAACCAUGCGAAAAACCGUGAAAAUCUCGUAGUGUUUCGCAGCGCCGUUCGCGAUGGGUAGCCCCAGCCAGUGCCACUAUUGCGGUACGACAUUGUGGAUGUUCAUGGGCGUCGGUACGACGUUCGGCACGAUCGUGGGCAACGUAUUGACUCUGUUCGCGAUAUUGCUCAGCAAAAAACUGUCGUCGAUGAUGGCGAAUUAUUUCGUGUUCAGUUUGGCCGUCAGCGAUCUGAUGGUUGGGCUCUCGUUGCCCUAUCACAUGCUUUUCUACACGCUCGACGACUUCGGUAGCUUGAAGUACGCCUGUCUGCUGCGCUUCGUGUUGAUUUCCUUCGCCAGUUCGAGCUCCAUAUGCAAUUUGUUGUUCAUAGCCAUGGAUAGGUAUUUGGCCAUAGUGUAUCCGUUGCAUUACGCUAGAUUCAUGGUGAAGAAUCGCGCUGUGAGUUUGAUAGCAGUGGGCUGGGCGAUGUCUUUUACCACGGCCUUCGUUCCCAUCAUAUGGAACGAAUGGAAGGAGGGUGUAAGCUGCGAAAUCGUCAACGUUUUCCCCAGCAAUUUCCUGCAAUUCAUACUGUUGCCCAUGUUCUCGCUGGUUUGGACCACCAUGCUGCUGCUGUAUACCAGGAUAUGCCAGGAGGCGUCCGGGCAACAGAAGAAAAUUGCGGUGUCUGGUAAUUUGCACCAAACGAAAUCGUUUCAGAUGACCUUAGUAAUCCUCGGCUGUUUCACGAUAUGCUGGCUACCGUACUUCAUCAUCGUCAUCUACAUAAGAACGACGAAGAACGACGAAACGGCCACGUUGUACGAGGUCUUCUUCAAUCUGGCGAUGGCCAAUUCCUGCAUGAAUCCGCUGAUAUACGCGUGGAAGAACCGGACGUUCCGGAAGGCCUUUUUGGCCCUGCUCAAGUGCAAGCAUCCCGACAGGAACGGCGACUUCGUCACCAAUCACGUGCCGAGCAAGAGGAACUCCUUCAGUAUUUUCAACGUCCAUUGCCAGAGGGAGGAAUUGACCACCGGCACCGAAUUGUCGUGCGCUCACGACGAUGCCGUCGAACAUAUCGCGCACAAGAUCGCGGACGAAUCGUGAAACGAGGCGAAAUCGAUUGACGAGGCAGCUUGUGGUUCGGAAUGAAACUGUUAAAGUCGCUGGAUUAUUUUUUCGAGUACGGUUGUUGAUAAUUCCGACGCCUACUUAGUAAAAAACUAUAUGUCAUAUGUCAAACUUAGUGGUAUUCGAAAUGUCUGGCGAUUUUAAUACAAUUUCCGGCAAAAGUGACUCUAAUUGCGGACCUAUAAUGUGAUAUGUUGACAUUUUUAUAAUUUAUUUUGUGAUAUUAUAUUAAUUUAUAAAAAUUGUAAAAAUC
Phyllotreta striolata is the source of this 1490-nucleotide messenger RNA. NCBI's taxonomy places the organism in Eukaryota, Metazoa, Arthropoda, Insecta, Coleoptera, Chrysomelidae. The record is from the annotation of a GenBank genome assembly.